Lagopus leucura (white-tailed ptarmigan) is the source of this 538-nucleotide messenger RNA. RefSeq names its product DENN domain-containing protein 4B-like. Gene Ontology annotation, molecular function: protein binding. Gene Ontology annotation, biological process: regulation of Rab protein signal transduction. Gene Ontology annotation, cellular component: cytoplasmic vesicle. The transcript has 3 exons. Lineage: Eukaryota; Metazoa; Chordata; Aves; Galliformes; Phasianidae. The record is from RefSeq and is a predicted model, not a curated record. The annotation marks the transcript as partial.
GUCGCAGCUUCGCCAUCGCUGAGCUCCCUCCCAACCCAAACGGUGACUCUGUGCCCCCCUCGUCUCCGUCUGCAGGAGAUGAAGGUGGCCCAACGCGUGGCCCAGAAAUACUCCUCGGUUCCCGACAUGUGGGCCAAGUGUUUGCUGGGCCACUGCUACGGGCUGUGGUUCAUCUACCUGCCCACCCACGUCCGCGCCGCUCCAUCCAAGGUGCGCGCGCUGCAGCUGGCCUACGAGGUGCUGCGCAAGAUGGAGAGCCACAAAGUGGUGCUGCCUGACGAGGUGUGCUACAGGAUCCUGAUGCAGCUGUGCGGGCAGUACGGUGAGCCGGUGCUGUCGGUUCGGGUGCUGCUGGAGAUGAAGCGCGCCGGCAUCGUGCCCAACACCAUCACCUAUGGCUACUACAACAAGGCCGUGCUGGAGAGCAAAUGGCCGGCGAGCACACAGGGAGGGAGGCUGCGAUGGGCGAAGCUGCGCAACGUGGUGCUGGGGGCCGCGCAGUUCAGGCAGCCGCUGAAGCAGAGACAGCAGGGGGCAG